This is a messenger RNA of Westerdykella ornata, 444 nucleotides long. RefSeq lists its product as uncharacterized. Gene Ontology annotation, molecular function: zinc ion binding. The transcript has a single exon. Lineage: Eukaryota; Fungi; Ascomycota; Dothideomycetes; Pleosporales; Sporormiaceae. The record is from RefSeq and is a predicted model, not a curated record. The annotation marks the transcript as partial.
UAUGACGACCGAGCUACCCGCAAAUACCUCAAUAACGAUUCAGAGUUUCAAUGGUGCAUGAAUUGUUCAUCCGAACAGAAGCAUGAAGGCGGGUCGGGGCAGAAAAUCUUCACAUGUGCAGAAUGCAGAUUUCGCAUGUGCGUUGUUCAUGGGAGGGAGUCGCAUGAAGGUGAGACCUGUCGUGAGUUCGACAAUCGCAUGGACCAAAGCAACAAAUGUCACGCGCAAAAAACGGAGAGCAUCACGAUGAUUAGCAAUAUCACGAAGAAAUGCCCCGGCGAAAACUGCGGCUGGAGCAUCGAGAAGCACAAUGGAUGUGACCAUAUGAGAUGUAAGUGCGGGCACGAAUUAUACUGGCUCUGCUCCGCACCAUGCAGUCGUAUUUGGCGGGACGGAAAUACCGGGCAUGAGAAGAGCUGCAAGUAUCACACUAGUAAGAUGUAA